This is a messenger RNA of Drosophila willistoni, 636 nucleotides long. RefSeq lists its product as uncharacterized. Bases 80 to 487 code for a protein of 135 amino acids. The record is from RefSeq and is a predicted model, not a curated record. The transcript has a single exon. Lineage: Eukaryota; Metazoa; Arthropoda; Insecta; Diptera; Drosophilidae.
GCCAAGUGAUCAGUUCGAUCCUCCUAAAGAUCGUGUGUGUGCGUGAUUUUGUGUGAAAGACAGUAAAAUAGAUCAAAAUAUGCCAGUACAUCGCAAAGAUGAUUAUAUACCCAUCAAGGUAGAGGGUUGGAAUGGCAAAUUCGUCUAUCCCGAUGGUGCAGUCAAUAAUGUCUCCAAAAUACGACGACAAAAUCAAUUGGUUACCAAUACAUCGAAUUUCUAUGGCUUCAAUACGGAACCCAUUGUCCUGCCGACCACCUGGGAUGGAACAUUUGUAAAGAGCGGCGAAACACGCAUUAAACCCGAACGUAAUCGUUCGGAUGAUCAGGAUUAUUAUGAUUUUAGUACCGAACCAACCAUUUUGCCUCCAACUUGGAGUGGUGAAUUUGUUACCGAUCCGAAUGAUGUGCGCAUUAAGCCGGAACGUAAUUUCUCCGAUCCCCGUGACUAUGCCGAGGCAAAUCGUUUCAAAUUGGUCCAAAAGUAGUGAGAUCUAAUUCCCCCUCUAUAUGGAUGUUAAUUUCUUAAACUAAUAUUGUGCAAUUACUUUCAAAUGUUUUUGUGUUUCUCCAUGUACCUAACCUAAGCGUUUACGUUUUAUUUUUUGUAUUAUUACGUUUAUUUAUUUUUUCUCUA